CAAAACCAAAAUAGAAUUUAUAAAAGUGAAAAAUAAAUGCUAUUAAAAUUUUUAUUAAAUUUCACUGCUAUAUUUUGGUAAAGCUUUAAAUAAAUCAUGGGAUGUGAUGGAGGAACUAUUCCAAGACGAGAUGAGCUUGUUCGCUUAAAGAAAAAACCAGAAGCUAAAGACAAAGAUUCAGAACGACACUAUCGAUGGAGACAUUGUGCAUUAACUCAACAAAAAUUACAACAGCCAAUUGUAAUGUGUGGAUUAGGAAGACUUUAUUCUAAACAAUCAGUUAUUGAGUGUUUAUUGGAGAAAGAUAAAAUGCCAGAAUCUUGUUCUCAUAUCAAAAGCUUGAAGGAUAUUAAGGAUCUUCGUUUAGCGGCAAAUCCAGCUUAUUCUUCAGAAGAUGAAAAGAAUGCUCCAUUCAUUUGUGCUUUGAUUGGUCUUGAAAUGAGUGGUCAAUUCCGCUUUGUCGGUUUGUGGACUUGUGGUUGCGUUUUCUCAGAAAGAGCAUUGAAGGAAUUAAAAUCUAAUACCUGCUCAAUUUGUCAAACUCCAUAUACGGAAACAGACAUUGUUAUACUUAAUGGAAAUGAAAUAGACACUGAUUUAAUGAGAAUUAAAAUGGAAGCUAGAGUAGCAAGAUUGAAAGCAGCAAAGAAAGAGAAGAAAUCUAAAACACCAAAAGAAGAAACUGCUGUUAAACAAGAAGAUAUUCCAUCUUCAUCAAAAUCGCUUGCUAACAUAUCAAAAACUAAACCUGAAACAUCGUCUAAAUGUCCAUCUCUUCAAACAAUAAGACCAUCAAUUUCUGCAAGUAAACGAGAACUUGUGAUCGACCAAUUUGCUUUAGAUCCAAACUCAAAGAAAGUUAAAAAAGAUUACAGUAUAGCACAAGACUCGGACGCAACGGAAGUUUUCAAAUCCCUUUUUACAAGCCAUGAAAGCGAACAGAAGCAGGACAGAGCCCAUUGGGUCACAUUCAAUCCACAUUAUUAUUAAUUUUAUUGAUUUUAUUUUUGAGCAUUAUAAUUUAAGAUGAAAUAAAUUCCGAUGACAACGAUUUUUAAAAGAAAUCGAAUUUCAUGAGUGUAUGAAAAUAUGUAGAAAAUAUUUUCGGUAUAAUGCAAUGAGUCAUCCG
This is a messenger RNA of Chironomus riparius, 1129 nucleotides long. The record is from the annotation of a GenBank genome assembly. Lineage: Eukaryota; Metazoa; Arthropoda; Insecta; Diptera; Chironomidae.